Messenger RNA from Puntigrus tetrazona (Sumatra barb), 1078 nucleotides. RefSeq names its product kisspeptin 2 (gene kiss2). The record is from RefSeq and is a predicted model, not a curated record. The transcript is spliced from 2 exons. Lineage: Eukaryota; Metazoa; Chordata; Actinopteri; Cypriniformes; Cyprinidae. Bases 550 to 927 code for a protein of 125 amino acids.
CAAGAUAAUGUGUUGUCACAUUACGCCAGGAAUAUUGUCUUGUUGUUAUGAUAUCCAGGCACCAUCUUAUUACCAUGGCAAGAUGGCAAUGAAAGUUUACUAUAUUUUUCCCACAAGGCACUGAAAAUGACCGUGAUUGUACCCCAUUACACAGGCUGCAUUCAUGUUUUCCUGCUACAAGCCCUUAUUUUACUUUCAGAUCAUAUUUUCCCUUGCACCGAAUGCGACAAGACUCAAAUUAAAAUGUGUGAUGCGCCUAAAACCACACAUAAUGUGCUUUUGGUAGGUUAUGCAUCAAACUAUUUGAAUAAUCGCAGCCUGCAAUUUACCACAGGAUUUCCAAGAAGGAAAAAAGCUCAUAUUUUAGCAGUCAAAAUGCUCUGCGUGAAGCUACAGGGAGGUCCUAUUUGCCACAGUCGUGCAUGUAAAACAAGGUCAGAGGAUGUCACCGGCAAAGCUUUAUAUUGAAGGAGGACAGGGGAAGCAUGGAUUUGCUCGCUGAAGAGAGAAAAGCCCAGCUGCGCUUCAUAAGCUUCACGAUUCAGCAGUAUGAAAAUCAAGGCACUGAUUCUCUUCAUGUCUGCGAUGAUCUGCCAGUCCACAGCUUCGAGAGCACCGUUCACCGACAUGGACGCAUCCGAGCCCGUUCCAGACUCCAAGCAGCGCUUUCUCUCCAUGCAGCGAAGGCAGUUCGACGAGCCCAGCACUUCGGACGACGCAAGCCUUUGCUUUUUCUUCCAAGAAAAAGACGAGUCGAGUCACAUCUCCUGCAAGCAUCGGUUAACGCGCAGCAAGUUCAACUACAACCCGUUCGGGCUGCGCUUUGGGAAGAGAAGCGACGCAGCGGCCGCGGACACGGACGGACCCAAACACAAGCACCUGCUGCCAAUCAUGCUUUACCUGAGGAAACAAUUAGAAACUUCUUGAAAGUCGCUCUUCUGUCAGGCGGAAGGAUGCUUGGUUGAAAACUGGGGGUAAUUAUUUCAGGCGCGCUUUGCCUGUUAUUAUGCUUUUUUUUUCAGUUUUAUGGCGCACUUGUUUCACUGAGUUGCUGUAUUUGUGCAAUAAACGUUUUAUA